AUGGAAUAAUUUCUAAUUUUGCUUCAUGCAAUUAAAAUACCUGUAUUGAUGGAUAUUAAUGGAGUAUUCUAGAUUAAAAAUGCAUUUAAAAAUAAGUUUGUGUUUAGAAAAUUAUUGAUUAAAACCUAUAAAUUUAUCAAUGCUAAUUUUGUAAUUUAGUUUUAGAUGUGUCCUACUGUAAUUAUAAUAGUUGCUCAAGUUCCUAAUACUAUUCAAUAAAAAAUGGAUCAUGCUAUGAGUAUUGUACAGAUGGAAAAAUUGCACAAAGUUAUUCAUAAUGCAAUACAUAGAAUGUAUAAUGUAUUGAUGGAUAUCAAUUAAAUUCAUAGAAUUAAUGUGAGAAAAUUAUUUGCUCUGCUAAAAUUUCUACUUCUGAUCAUUUUUUAGCAUUUUUAUAGCAAUGUCCAAAUUGUAGUAUUGCUUAAAGUAAGUAUAAUUGCUAGAAUACCUGUUUACCUAGUUCAGAAUUAUAAUAUUAUAAUUUGCAGUAAUAAUAAUGUAUGGUAUAUUGUGGUAAUGGAAUUAUCGCAUUUGAUAAAAAAAGUUGUCCUUCAUCAAAUUUAUGUGUGGAUAGAGCAUAAUGGAGCGAUUAAGAAAAAUAAUGUAAAAUAAGUGAUAGUUAAAGCACUUCAACAUAAAUUUCUACAUAAUUAUUGA
Tetrahymena thermophila SB210 is the source of this 657-nucleotide messenger RNA. Its product is annotated as transmembrane protein, putative. The record is from RefSeq and is a predicted model, not a curated record. The transcript has a single exon. Lineage: Eukaryota; Ciliophora; Oligohymenophorea; Hymenostomatida; Tetrahymenidae.